UAUGGCAGACAGAGACAGACGGCUCCCAUCUGAAGCCCAGCUCGGUUCAGCAGAGGUCACGCCAGUUCUCCUCUGAAGCUGCGGCUGGUGAACACACACACACACACACACACACACACACACACACACACACACUGUUCCCUGUCUGAGGAGAACAGCGUCCUCACUCAGGACAAGAUGAUUCUCUACAUCGUCCUCGGCAUUCUCACACUGACUCGGGGAAAGACGCUGCCGGGAUCGUGUCGUUUUCAGGAGACGACGUGUGACUACACACCAGACACAGCCUUCCUCAGCUGGAACUUCAACCCCAAUGAGCACUUCAUCACGGUGGAUGCGACCUCGUGGGGGGACGGGGACAAGGCGGUUCUGUUGGGUCCUGAUGUGGAGCUGCAGGAUUGGAGCUGUCUUCGGCUCAUCUAUCAGGUCACCGGUUCCGGCUCGCUCCAGGUUCUGUCUCGCUCCGAGGGAGAGAGUUUUGACCACACGCUGUGGAUGGCCGAUGGUCCCUCUGAGAGCUGGCUCAUCGCCACCAUCGACCUGCAGAACUCCACCGAGCCGUACAAGAUUGUGAUUGAGGCUGAAAGAGGCUCGGGUGAAGGCAGCAGUGUGUCCAUCUUUGAGGUCAACAUUUCAGAUAAAUAUUGCAUUGAGUGUGACUUCGAGGAAUCUCAGCUGUGUGGUUACGCCAGUCAGUGGAGCGGAAACGUCAACUGGUACGUGGGGAGAGGAGCUCCGGGCAGACCUGCACUCAGUGACGGGGCAGAUACACCAGGUCACUACAUGUACGUGGACUCGAUCCACUCCAGGACCCUGAGGGAGGUGGCCACGCUGGUGUCGCCCAUCACGUCCGCGACCAUGUCGGGGUGUCUGAGUUUUCAGUACCAGCAGGACCACGCCAAGGGUCACAUGUUCUCUGUGUACAGCAGGGACCGGGCGGGGCAGUACAGGGAGCUGUGGACAGCAGACCCGUCUGAAAACAACCACGUGGAGCGGGAAGCCAAAACCCAAGUGUGGAUUCCCGUCCUGGUGCCCCUGAGCGCCCCCUACCCCAUACAGGUGGUAUUUGAAGUGUCUUUUAACAGUCCUAAAGGAGGCCGCGUGCUGCUGGACGACGUUGCGUUCUCCCCGGAGUGGUGCGCUGCAGGAGCAGAGCCGGUGUUCGACCCUUCGGUGGCCGACUGUGACUUUGAACUGGGGUUUUGUCGCUACACACAGAACAUGACAGAGAGUGAAAUGUGGAGGAGAGUGUCAGUGCGGCCCAACAUGUACCGCGAGGGAGACCACACGACCGGGAGAGGUUCCUUCCUGUUGGCGAGUUCCCGCUACACCAUGCACACCGGCUCCAUCAGCCGACUCUUCGGACCGUCUCUGCCCGGGAACCAGAAGUUCUGCCUGAAGUUCUUCUACUCUCUUAGAGGUUUCAGUAAAUCUGAAACAUUAGCGGUGUAUCUGUAUAACAGCACCGCGCAGAGACACACCCGGGUCUGGACUCCGACUGACAGGACCAGAGACGUGUGGAUCCGUGCGGAGCUCAGUCUGCAGGCUCAGAACGGCACCCAGGUGAUGUUCACGAGUGCGUGUAGAAGUUUUUGGAGCUGCGGUUCUGCUGCUCUUGAUGACAUCAGCCUCCGUCUCGGGGACUGUGAGCUACCGUUAGGUUCCCCUCUGUCAGAUCCGUCACACUGUGACUUUGAGAACGGACUUUGUGGAUUCACUCAGGAAAAGAAGCGAGACACCACGGACUGGGUUCGGCUCAGAGGACCAACACCGACCUCCUACACUGGACCUGCAGGAGACCACACCACUGGAAUGGGUCAUUAUUUGUACAUCGAAGCAUCCCUGAUGCUGCCAGGUCAAAGUGCCCGCCUCCUGUCCCGCCCCCUGCGUGGUUCCAGGGCAGCUCAGUGCCUGCUCUUCUUCUACCACAUGUAUGGUUCUGGAACGGGUUCUCUGAGAGUUCUUCUGCGCUCGGUGCUGGAGACUGGAGACGUGGUGCUGUGGGAGAGGACUGGACCCCAGGGUGUCUCCUGGAUGAGAGCGUCAGUGAGCUAUCAGUCUGACCUUCAGCACCAGAUUGUAUUUGAAGCCACCCGAGGGCCGUCUAUACUGAGUGACACUGCCGUUGAUGAUAUUACAUUUCAGAAGGGACCCUGCAAAGAUGGGGGUCAAUGACUUCACCUUUAACCUUUCAGUUAGUCCGAUCUGAUUGAAAUGAAACUCAAAAGGAAAGAAAUAAACAUGUACGGAAUGUCUGAAGAAUUCAUAAACACCUGGGAAACUUUAAUAUUUACAAACCAGCUUUAUUACAUUUAACCUACGCGCUAAGGUACUUUCUACUAAAGCAAUAUUGCAAUAGUAAGACUGGGCGGACAUCAUGCAGUGUAUCCGUUUGGUCUCCGGUGUGUGUCUUCCCCCUGCAGUCCUGCACAGUAACACCUUUCAGCCUUACACACAAAUCUACUUUCUUUUCAUUUUUUUAAUA
Clarias gariepinus (North African catfish) is the source of this 2482-nucleotide messenger RNA. It is a transcript of the gene mamdc2b, whose product is annotated as MAM domain containing 2b. The record is from RefSeq and is a predicted model, not a curated record. Bases 178 to 2172 code for a protein of 664 amino acids. NCBI's taxonomy places the organism in Eukaryota, Metazoa, Chordata, Actinopteri, Siluriformes, Clariidae. The transcript has 14 exons. Gene Ontology annotation, cellular component: membrane.